Messenger RNA from Humulus lupulus (European hop), 4959 nucleotides. RefSeq names its product pentatricopeptide repeat-containing protein At2g22410, mitochondrial-like. Gene Ontology annotation, molecular function: RNA binding; protein binding. The transcript is spliced from 10 exons. Bases 983 to 2785 code for a protein of 600 amino acids. Gene Ontology annotation, biological process: RNA modification. Lineage: Eukaryota; Viridiplantae; Streptophyta; Magnoliopsida; Rosales; Cannabaceae. The record is from RefSeq and is a predicted model, not a curated record.
AAGAUAAGAGACAUAUAUAUAUAUAUAUAUUCUGAUGAAGAAUUCGAAUUGGGUCUUUUAGCUAAGGAUUAGGUUUCAUUUUCUUUCAACACCACAAAUAACAAGGAAAAAAGGAGGCGACGGCAACGGCGACGCAGGAGCUCGGCUGGGUUCUUCUCGGCGACGGCGACGGCGACGGCGACGCAGGGGUUCGGUUGUGUUCUUCUCGGCGACGGCUGCAAGUGGUGCCAACCAGGACCUUCAAUCUCACCUCUCCGGCAAACGAUCUGUUAUUGAUUUCAAUAAGAAGGACCUUGCCAAUCCCAAUAUCAUAAAUGGGUUCGUCAUUUUGAAUCGUUCCAACAAGAUUGUAUUCCCAUAAGUGCACACAGGUUUGUGAAAGAUUCAGUGGUUGGAGAAGAGCGCAUUGCCCAGUCCUUGCAGUUUAAAUACCCAAGGGACUCGUUUUCAUUGGAAGCACUGGAACAACAGGAGAGCAGAAGUUCGAGAAGAAUGGGCGAUGUCAUUUUUACAAUUGAGGAGCCAAACUAAUUUUGGUUAUACUACCUGUGAAGGAUAAUGGAGAGGUCAGCCUUCUUGGAUUUAGAGGCGAUGUUAUAAAGAGUUGUGUAGUCUUACAUGGAUUCAGAAACCAGAUGGAUAAUGGCACAAUAUAUGUCACUGGACAGCCAAGGAGAACUUCUGGGAUUAUAUUUAUAGCAGUCCGAUGCUUUUUGUCGAGGGGGCACGCUUCACACAUGCUUCUCAUACACCAUUUGGUUAAAGAGGUAGCACCAGCAGCAAGGAGAAGGAAUGCAAAUCUGUCGUAUGCUUUUGUGUAUCCAGAUAAACAUGCUCGUUUUUUGGUGAGAGAGUUUCAUGUGAUAUCCCAGCCAAUGGUUUGGGCUUGAUCUUUGUAAGAUUUGUCUUAUACUAUACGUUGUCUGCUCCGAACCUCCUACACAAAAUCUACUAAUCUAGUGUAGAGAGCCAGUGUUCAAUCAUGUCCUGCAAAGAUAUGAAACUUGCAAGACCCAUUACACGGUGCUACGCUUCAUUUGCUCUGGAUCAACCUAAGAAUUUAAUGUCCAUAAGCUCCAUCAAGGAGCUCCACGCUCGCUUAAUCAGAGGAAAUCUUCACAAAGAUCCAUAUUCAGUCUCUGAGGUUAUCAAAGCCUAUGCUUUAUCUCUUCUAAAUUUGGACAAAGCCCAUUUAGUUUUUGACCUUAUCGAGCGACCCACUUUGUUUGUUUGGAAUAAUAUGAUCCGUGGACUGUCGCAGAGCGACCAGCCGAGGAAAGCUAUUGACAUGCAUAACCGUAUGUAUAGCCAAGGAUUGAUUGGGGACAAUCUUACCUUUCUUUUUGUUCUCAGGGCUUGUGCUAGAGUUUAUGAUGUUUUACAUGGCCAAAAGAUUCACGUUCAUGCUGUGAAACUUGGUUUUGAGACCUAUCUUUUUGUUGGAAAUGCUCUCAUUCAUAUGUAUUCUUCAUGUGGUAAAUUGGAUUUUGCGCAGAAACUGUUCGACGAAAUGACUGAGAGAGAUUUGGUCUCUUGGAACUCAUUGAUUUGUGGGUAUACGAAAUGGAAUCGGUUUAAGGACGUUUUGGGUCUUUUUGAGACAAUGCAGGUGGCAGAUGUGAGGCCUGAUUCUGUGACAAUGAUGAAAGUUAUUUUAGCAUGUAGUUACUUGGGCCAAUAUGGAGUCGCAGACUCUUUAGUGAAACAUAUAAAGGCUAAUCAUGUUAAUGUGGAUGUUUUCUUGGGAAACACAAUAAUCGAUAUGUACGGACGGCGUAGCUUGGUGAUGUUAGCGCGGGAAGUAUUUGAUCAAAUGCGUGAACGGAACAUUGUUUCAUGGAAUGCUUUGAUUGUGGGAUAUUUAAAGGUAGGGAAUUUAGUUAUUGCAAGGGAACUUUUCAAUGAGAUGCCCAAAAGGGAUGUGGUAUCGUGGACUGCUAUGAUCACUGGCUACUCUCAAGCUAACCGACAUACUGAAGCAGUGAGACUUUUUCAAGAAAUGAUGGCAGCUAAGGUGAAACCAGAUGAAAUAACGAUAGCUAGUGUGAUUUCAGCUUGUGCUCAUCUGGGGUCACUGGAUGUUGGAGAGGCUAUCCAUGAAUACAUAUUUACUCAUGGUGUGAGAGCUGAUAUUUGGGUUGGAAACGCUUUAGUCGAUAUGUAUUGCAAAUGUGGAGUGGCUGAGAAGGCGUUAAAAGUGUUUCAGGAGAUGAAAACGAAAGACUCAGUGUCAUGGACUUCAAUUAUUUCAGGUCUUGCCGUGAAUGGUUUUGCAAAUUUGGCACUUGAAAUCUUCUCGCAAAUGUUAAAAGAGGGCAGACAACCAACUCACGGAACCUUUGUUGGGAUUUUUCUAGCCUGCGCUCACACAGGAUUGGUAGAUAAGGGGUUAAACUAUUUUCAAACUAUGGAAAAGGUUUAUGGACUCAAACCAGAAAUGAAACACUACGGGUGUGUUGUGGAUCUCUUGAGCCGCUCUGGCUAUCUUGAGAAGGCAUACGACUUUAUAAUCAAAAUGCCUGUAGUUCCAGAUGCUAUUGUUUGGAGAAUUUUGUUGAAUGCUUGUAAACUUUAUGGAAAUGUGGCCCUAGCGGAGGUUGUUACAAAGAAGCUUCUUGAAGUGGAUCCUUGCAAUAGUGGGAAUUAUGUUCUUUCAUCAAGUACUUAUGCUGGUAUUGAGAGAUGGGAUGAUGUUGAAAAAAUGAGACAAUUGAUGAACAAGAAUAAUGUGCAGAAGUCAUUUGGUUAUAGCUCCAUCGAAGUCAAUGGUUUAACAUCAAAUUAAUAAUUAGAUCAACAUUUUAUUCGACAAAGGAAAGUUACACAUACAAGUACGAAUUUGGCACAUCAAUUCAGAUAAUGUGGUGGAGUUGGGUGGAAACAAAGAUGUCAGUGCUAAUGGAGUUAUUCUGAAAACUAAUUUGGUGAGUUCCUAGAGAUUAAACAUAAUCUUAAUGGCAUUACUCCAUCAACACUAGUUUCAGAAGCAACAUCGAUCUCUUUUUGUGAGAACCCAAAUUGUGAGUUAUCAGUGGCUUUACAUCAAUCUUACAAGUCCUUAACAACUCGAUGCAGUGUGGCCAGGGGUAAUAGCUUACCACCUACCAGUAGCAUGGGUAAUGGGGGCAGACAUCUUACUCUUAGAUAACCCAAUGAGGCAAACUUUCCCACCUGAAUGAGUAGCAUUCAAAGCUGUUGACAUGGUUUUCUUAGAACCAACACAAUGAAAAGCUCACAUCAAUGUUGGAACCCGUAGCAUUUUGUAUCUCCUCCACAUCUUUACUUACAUCCUAUUUAAGAUAUUUGUUAAAAAAGAUUCAAAGAUUCCAAGGAAAGUGAUAGGAAUGACCUGCAUAAAUGGUAAGAACAGAGGCAAAAUACCCAGAAAAUGGAAGAUAGCAAUCACUGUAUUAUGGAAAUAAUGGAAGAUAUCAAUCACCGUAUUAUGGAAAUAAUAGGAUUUCGAGAGCCUAUUUCUCUCCAAAAGUCACAACUCACACCAAUAUUCUUCACACACCUAAAAUGAACAUUCCUCUAGAUAAACUAUUUCCCUCGGUACAUCAGAGUAUCCUACACCUCACCUUACUCAAGUCACUCCCCUUUAACUAACUUUUACAUUAUUCCCAUCAGGUGCCAACUUGUCACUCUUCUUCCCCUUCUCUCUCCUAGUGUAAACAUAUGUAAUUAGGGGCCUAUCAAUACCCCUGACCAAAGUUUCACCUUGUUCUCAAGGUGGAAAUGAGGAUAUUGUUCUUGAAUGAUCUUGAAAUCUUCCCAAGUGGCUUCAAUGGCAGGCAAGUUUGUCCAUUGGAUUAGAGCCUGUGGGAAGGUCUUUUGGGUGCCUGGUCGGACAUCCAGGAGGCGUUCGGGCUCAAGUCCACUCCAACUCCGCAGAUAAAUCAGGUGGCAAGGCAGCAGCUUGUUGAUGAGGACCCAAAGCAGCUUGCAGUACGGAGACGUGAAAGACUGGGUGAAGCAAAGACCCUGGUGGUAACUGAAGUUUAUAAUUUGCUACUAUGACUGACCCAAAUAUUGCUACAAACCUAUCUUAGUGUUCUAUAAUAAAUGAAGAAAUUGAUUAAAUUUAUUUGGGCUCUUUUGAUGUUACAUUACUGGGGAACCUAUGAUGAAAUUCUGCUGAUUAAUCACAAUUGCUUCAUAAAGGCGGGGAUGACAUUCUCCUAUGGAAAUGGAAGAUUAGAUGAUGGCAAAGCAUUAGCUGAACUUGGGUUUCAGGCCCAAAUAUGUAGUGGCGCUCAAAGAACCCAUCCUUGCAUGAAGUUAGUCUCAGAAGCAGACAAGGUCUUUGGUAUAAUACUAUUGGAUGUUCCUUCAGCUGGGACAUACUGAUGAUAUCUGUUCAAAAUGAAACAAGGCAAGUACCGUUAAAACACAAAUUAUUAUACUUGAUCAUCCUUAAUUUGGCAACCCUAAUUAAUUAUCAAAUAACUACGCAUUGAAACAAGGACUGGUCACUUUAUUAUUUACCCUAUUUGCAAGAUGGGUUCCGAAGGGUGCUGGCAGUCCAUUGUGAUGUUGCUUUGAGAAGAAGUAUGCAAAGCAAAGCUGGUGCUUCCAGACGCCACGUUAGAGUUCCACAUGUUUUGAAUGGCUUUCAGGUUUUGUCCCUCUGCGUCAAGCUGAUCAAAUCAAACAAACAUAUCACACACUAGCUAAUCAAACUAUAUGAUGCUUAUAUUUACUUAUAUAUAAUACAAGCACGUCUAUAUACAUAAUAUGUGUGUGUAUGUGUAGUGUUUAGCACAACCUUAAUCUUAAGCUGCUUGUUAAGGUCUCCAAGUUGACGCUCCUACCAAAGUGAAGCAGAGAACCAUUGAAAAGUUAAUUAUUUGAUCACAGUAAAAAAAAAUAUCUAUAUUGAUUAAAAGAGAUAGCUAGGAUAUCCAAUCCAAUGAUUAAUAUUGUGUGUUAAUUAUAAACACAUAUUGAAGAGUAAUG